Molecule: messenger RNA, 1005 nt
Organism: Saccharomycopsis crataegensis
Lineage: Eukaryota; Fungi; Ascomycota; Saccharomycetes; Ascoideales; Saccharomycopsidaceae
Gene: MTC2
Product: Mtc2p
Exons: 1
Coding region: 1-1005 (334 amino acids)
Source: RefSeq, a predicted model, not a curated record
AUGGGGUACGAUGGCAAUCUCUGUAUGGCUCUUCAGUUAUGCUUAAUAGGAAAUAGACACUUGCUAGUUUCCAGCGCCGACCCGGUUUACACAGAAAGAGAACUCAUCCACAUCAAUGAUGAGUUGUUCAAGUUCAAGCCAAAGUCUGAGCUAAGAAGCUUGAUAUGUGAUUCAAAGACAAGCUUGUCUCUUAUUAAUAGGACAUUAGAGAAAGACACUGGGAGACUAUUAUCUAACACUAAAGAUGUAAUCGAUGAUGCCCCAACAAACGCACCAGUACGAACGGUGUUGAUAAUUAGGGGUCUAGAAAGGACCUCUGACAAAUUUCAAGUGGCGCUACUAGAAAUAAUAAGAAAUGUGGAAACCAAAAGGAAAUCUAAUUUAAAGGAUACAUUUCUAAUAAUACCUAUCAUUGAGAGUAUUGAGGGAAACGAAAUAUGUCUUUAUAAGUACCUUCAGGAGAAAUUUUGGUUUCGUCAGCCACAUUCCAUUAAUUAUCAAACUGCCAAUUAUAUCUUUAAUUCUGAUCCAUCAGAUUCUGAGGUAUCCUCAAUCUCCUCGGAUUCCAUCAUUAAUGAAGAUUUGACUGUACCAGAGCUACUCUCUUACGAUGGGCUGAGUCCGAUUGAAGAUGCCCUUAGCAAAAGAGAACGAAUAGAUGCUGUGUCCCUCAUUCCGGAAAUAAAAAGGUACAUUCUUGAUAUCAUGAUUUUUAUUAGAAAUCAUAGAAUUGUUACCGAUGGCAUUCCAACAAGGUUUAUAUGGGAAUUCGAGCUAUUAGUUCGCUGCUUGGCUAUUGUAAACAAUUAUGAGUAUGUUAUUCCGGUUAUUGUCAAACUCGCAGCUCGAAAAUUUUUUCCAUUGAAGAUAAAUAUUUGUAACUAUGAAGAUGAGCCAACCUUGAAUUGGGGAAGUGAUUUACUCAUGGUAAAGAUGAUGAUGAACAAGUGGAAUGCCGAUUUGGUAGUUGAAGAUGUGUUGAACAAGGUUCAGGCCCCAAUUUAA